This is a messenger RNA of Rhagoletis pomonella (apple maggot), 1628 nucleotides long. RefSeq lists its product as uncharacterized. The coding region runs from base 68 to 895 and encodes 275 amino acids. The record is from RefSeq and is a predicted model, not a curated record. Lineage: Eukaryota; Metazoa; Arthropoda; Insecta; Diptera; Tephritidae. The transcript has 3 exons.
AUCGCGACUUGGCUGGCGAAAAUUUUUCUUUACGCUAUUUUUAUUAAAAAUAUUAAUAAAUAAAUAAAUGCACUCCAUCGCGUUUCAUGUAGUCGCAGAGGAGGAGAAAAACCGAUUGAUUACGGAGGCCGCCGAUCGCCGAAAAUCGCGUGAUGCCAUGAAUAACAGUGAGACGCCCCAAUCUUUGUCGAAAAAAAUAAAUAGGCAUCAAAUCGAAAUAUUAAUAACCCUAAUGGAAGCCAGGCCGGACAUUGCUCGUGGCUUUCAUAAGGGCCACAAUGAUGAAGUUUCCCGGUUUUGGCGGAACGCAGAAGCGGAACUAAACUCUGCAGGUCCACCACUAAAAAAUAUUACUCAAUGGAAAAAGGUGUGGACCGACCAAAAAAAAUAUGUGCGUCACAAGGCGGCGCAAAGUUUUGAAGCCAGAAAAAGCUCGGGUGGUGGUCUAAACACCCAACAGAAACUUUCUCCCAAUGAGGAGGCAAUAUAUAAACUUAUUGGAAUGAAUGAGAACGUUGAACGAAUAUCUGCAUCUAUUUUUGGAUUGUCGCCUUCAAGUGUGUCUAAGGUCAUGACAGAAGAACCUGAGCGCGACGAGCCUGACAACAUAGAGCAUUCGGAGAGAACGAAAAUAGAGAUUUGCGAAUCUCAAAUUAGUUCACCCGUCACAGUCGACGAGCGUACGCCUUCACCGCCACCAGUAUAUGUAGCUCCAGAAAAGAAACUAAAGUUUCAGAAAGGGUUGUUAGAAACUGUUACUAUGGCAGUAAACAGUUCAGUAGAGCAUCAUGAAGAACAGAAACGGCAUUUCAGGGAAAUGGAGCGGCUUAAAAAAGAAGAAAUAGCUGAAAUGCGGCGACACAAUAACCUGUUGGAGCAGUUGCUUAAGAUGUAAAUCUAAAGUAUUUUUCUUUAUUAUAUUUGUAACAGUGAAAUGUAUUCGAAUACAUAUUUUUUUAAUAAUUUUUAUUUCGCAGGUCUUCAUAUUGUUGUACGCUAAAUACAUUUGAGUACUUUUGCCCGUUUUCACCUAUCCAUUCUUCGCAAUGGCUUUCCGCUUUCAACAUGCUCUAUUAAACUCGUUACUGCCACAGUAACGGUGUUUCUAAUAACUCUUGUUGAAUCUUAGGUUCAGAUGUUUUCGCCGAUGGUUUCUUUCCAGUACGUCGCAGGUGGCCUAAUUUGAGAUUUGUGAAUAUCUACUUCUGCUACCUCCAAAUACUCCAUGCAGUCAGGCCCGUAACGCUCAGGUUCUUCUGCAACCAUCUUAUUUUGUCGGCAGAGCCUUUGCUAGAGGAAUAGUUAUGCCAAAAAGCACAUACAUAGUAACAAAGAUUUUUUCUUUUUUUUUAAGUAUUUUGUUUCGAAUGUAUUUGCAGCACAGGCGCACUGGAAGUUGGCAAUCUUAAAGUUCAUCCCAAUGAGCUUUAAAUCGCUUCCCUAUUGGGAGAAAGUUUCUGUCAUGGUAUAAUUCCACAAUGGUUUCCGUCGGGUUUUUGGGCCCCGUGCGCUUCUGAUGGCUUUUGAAUUUGGUGCCGCAUUUUGAAGUGUAUAUUCAGCGUACAAUAAUUUAAAGAUUGAAUAAAUUUAGAUAUGGAUUUAAGUGAUUUUCUUUUUAAGUUUGAUUU